AUGCGCGCGGCAGAGCGGCCAGUUCACCGUCGCGGCUUCGCCGUCCACAUCCAAAGUGAGUCCAAACAAACUGUCCUUGACACCAUCCGGUCACGAAAGGAGGCACUGGCAGCACAGAGCCAGGCAGCAUCACCAGGCAGUCCUGACAAUGCGGCUGUUAUACUGGCAUCGCCCGAUUUUGCGACUUGGCUCGACGACGAGGCGUUUUUGGCCGCUCUGCUCCAGCAGCUGCCAUUGAGUCAGCCGAGGAGCAGUGGCGGCACGGAGACGAGUGUCUUGUGCGCCGUUGUGGCCGCCCUGGCGGCGCCACAGACCACAGCGUGCGUCCGUGGAGGACGAGACGAACGGCCGCCCGUUUCGGGCCUGUCCAUUGCCUAUGGCAACACGGACGCGCUUCUGCCGGACAUGUGGCGCGGUGACGACAGCAAGGCAGCGCUCCGGCGCAGCCGCGGGUCCAUUGGCAGCGAUCUCGACCGGGAGGCGGCGGUGACCGUCCAAGUACCGCCGUUGGCGGGCGCGCAGGCGGACGGCGACGCGUCGCUGCGGGUGACGCUUCCUCUCAGCAACACCAUUUUCCAGAACGGCCGGCGGUCGACGCUGCUGGCGAGCCGGUGGCAGACUCUCGAACAGGGUGGCUUCCAACGCCAGACGCUCGAGGCGCGUGACCACCAGCUGAUUGUUGCACCGCCGUCAUCCUCAUCCUCAUCCUCAAUAUCGUCAUCAUCGUCACCAUCGACACAGGAUACGACAUGCGUGUCUGCGCCCCUAUUUGCCCUUUCCGAGCCGCUCCAGAUCGCGUCCGGGCUGGGCAACAUUGUGCGGCAGGUGUUUGACCGGGACAGCGCCAAGCCCAUUCCAGCAGCGCGCGAGCUCGAGGCAGCCAUUCCGGCGCUGCUGGCCGCUCGGCGCAGGGCAACCCCCGCGCUACAAGACGGGGCACUGGCGGUCUGGGGCCUCGUGAUCCCGGCACCGGCUGUGCCCGUGUACGAGCAGCUCAGGGCGAGGCUGCAGGCACAGCAAGAGUCGCCAUUGGACGCCCUGGCCGGCGAUGCAGACCACACCCCGGCAGCCGAGCAGCAGGCGGCGGCGCAGGCAUCCGCACACUUUACAGAGUUGUUGGCUGCAGGCUGUCGUCUGCACAGAAUUUUGAGCGGUGGAGGCGGCUGGGGCCUGAAGCAAGGCCUGCUCUCACUCGAUCCCCAGAUGAGCCAUCCCGCGGCAGCCAGUCUCUCGUCCGUUGCAGCGAGCAGCAUCGGUAGCGAUGCGUCGUUGCCACAGCAGGCGCCCAAAAUCCUCGGCGAGGAGCGUCGUGACGACGAAAUGGACGACGAAGCCAUGCUCAGCUUCAUCCGCUCGUUCAAAAACGAGACGCACAUGGGGCCGGACGUGAGCAAGAACGAGAGUGGGAGCGAGGUUGACAGAGCGGGAGGGGCCGUGGAUGGCGUGGCGAUGCCAGGAGCCUAUGUGCAGUUCUUUGUGGCGCCGUUGGCUGCAGCACCAGAAAACGCACAGUCCCUCAAUCAUGCCAAUGCCGAGACCGGCUCCGAUGCCAGCGGCUGGUCGAUUGCGCUCGGCGCACAAGCUGGCUACGACGGCAGCCCGCCCAUUUUGGCGUCUGACGACGACAGCCAAAGUGACCAGGUCGCAUUGAUCCACAAUCAUUUCGGUGCCGUCUCCAACCACGGCAUCUUUUUGUCCGCUGUUGCGCGCGCGAGAAAUGGAGGCAAUGGCAGCAAUAGCAGCAAUGGCAAUGGCAGUGGCGCGCACGCGACCCGCACCAAACUCGAUGCCCACAAUGCCUAUGUCUGGGGAAGCAUGCACCCGCGGUAG
Molecule: messenger RNA, 1830 nt
Organism: Sporothrix schenckii 1099-18
Lineage: Eukaryota; Fungi; Ascomycota; Sordariomycetes; Ophiostomatales; Ophiostomataceae
Product: 6-phosphogluconate dehydrogenase
Exons: 3
Coding region: 1-1830 (609 amino acids)
Source: RefSeq, a predicted model, not a curated record